AUGUGCGAGUCCGACACGAACGACAGCUCGAUCAAGGACUGCGAGUACUUCGACCCGAUUUCGGAGAUUUUCGGCGACCCAGACCACACCGACACGAUCGAAGUACGGGCGAUGCCCGGGGCGGCAGCGGCGGCUUCGACGCCCGCAGCCGACGUCCCGAUCGACAGCAACAAGCACCGCAACAUCAAGAAGGGCCAAGGCCUCGACGGUGGUUCAGGACAUCGGAGGGGCAGUGGGGACCGACAGCGACGACAGACCGAUCCAGAGCGAUGGGGCAAGCGGACCAUCGGCGACUGGAUGACACUGGAUCGUCGGGACCUGCGACUGGACUGGGACAGAGCGGAGGCUGCCAACGAGAAAGACGAUCGCUACACGGGCAAUCCCUGCUACGGCGAGCGCGACACGACGCGCCCGCUGGCGAGGCGCGCCAACGGAUGCAGGGUGAGCUACAAGUGCGUGAGAUGCGAGCUGGUCAUGCUGUACAUCCCGAAGCACGGGGCGACGGGCAGGUACAGGCAGAAGGGAGCUCUGGGACCGACCGUGGGAAAGAUCAAGAUCGAAGAAGUGACGAAGGAGAAGGUCACCAAGGAGAAGGCGACGUCGGAGAGAGAUCCGGACCAAGAUCGAAGAGGGGACGACGACGUCAUCACGUUCGGGAUUGACGUCGAGUACCACAAGGAGGAGAUUAACCUGAAGGGCUACAGCUGGGUGCUAGAGCAGGUGGCAGAAGCUGGGUUGGCGACAGACCUCAACGUGAAACAGCUGAUCGAGUUCUGCACGGAGGAGGACAGCCAGCUCGGGAAGGUCGCGGAGGAACGCGAGGACGCCGAGAUCAUCAGGAUCACGCGGAAGGACGCGGAUUUCAUCACGAAACAUGGACUGGAGUUGGCCAAGAACCUGGCGGUGAAAAGCCCUGGAGCAGACAUCUGGGGAAACCUGCCGUGUACAGCCGUCAGCGCGCUUCACAACGGUUACAUCGGCAGACAGGAUGGCCAGUACUGGAAGAAGCUCGAAGCACGAAAGAAGAACCUUAAGAAGUUUGUGAAUCACUUCAUGGAAGUGAGCAGGAUUGUCAAGGACAAUGGUGGGGGCGUGCACAUUGAGUGGCCGCGUAACUGCCAUGGCUGGAAGUACUUCCCGGAGCUGAUAGAGUUCUUUGGUGAGCUGGGCAUGGAGAAGGUGAACUUCGACGAGUGCCAGGUCGGGGUGGUCAACACCAAGGGCGAGCCGAUAUACAAACCGUGGGCGCUGUGGACCAGCAGGAAAAAGCUCGCAACGGCCCUGAGUGGCAAACGUUGCCCAGAUCACCAAGGACACGGACAUGCAGAAUGCUGUGGGAAGGAUGCUACAUUAUCGGGCAAAUACCCCUCACGAAUAGCAAGGAUCAUCUGGCGGAAUAUCGUGGAACCGCCGAAGCUGAUGGGCAUGAUCGAGGAGCUGAGGCAGGAGGAAGCCCUGGCGAACGACAACAAGGAGAUGUUCGACCAUGAGAGGGAGCUAGAGCUGACCAGCGACGAGCAACAACAAUGGAACGACCUGCCGGCGCUGAAGCAGAAUGAGUUAAUGAAAGCAGCGAUGCGGCUGCAUCGGAAUACUGGACGUCGACCACAGAGGGUGAUGAUCAGGAUCCUGCGCAGAUGUGGGGCUUCAGCGACGACAAUCGCAGCCGUGAAGCAGAUCAAGUGCAGCUCGUGCGUUGAGAAUCAGAUACCAGGACCGAGACCAGCAGCGGUACUCGAGCCAGCUCGAGAUCUAUGGCAGGUGGUCGGCAUCGACGUGAAGGAGAUCGUAGGCAACGACCAGAUCAAGCGGAAGUACCUUGUGAUCGUGGACGAGGCGAGUAAGCUGACGCUGGCGGUCAAGAUCUUCUCAAUGCCCGCUCAGGAGUCGAGGAGCUGCACCGCCAAGGAGCUGCUGGAUGCGUUCAGAGGACAUUGGUCAGACCGGUAUGGCAUGCCAAGCGUGCUGAGGCUCGAUCCGGAAGGAGCAUUCGUGUCACACGAGUUCUAUGACAGUAUUGCAGGUGAAGGAGUGCAGGUGGAUCCGUGUGCCACCCAGGCUCACUGGCAGAAUGGCGUCGCGGAGCGUGCAAUCAAGACGGUGUUCGAGUGCGCCAAGGCCAUGCAUCGUGAUCAUGAGACCGACCUGGAGGCAGCUGUACAUGCGGCGGUGGAGGCACACAACACGGUCGAGAGAGUCGAUGGAUACAGUCCGAGCCAAUGGGCCUUCGGACGAGACAAGAAUUGGUCAGGGACUCUCAAGAAGGAGGAUCACCUGGACGUCGUGAAGUGCACGAACCAGAGCUACAUGGAGAACCUGUCCAAGCGGGUGCUGGCAUCAAAGAUCAGUGGCGAGCGGAUUCUCAAGCAGCAGCAGGAGACGGUCAAGGACGACAACUGGAACGUGCAUGGGAAGUCUACGAGGUCAAUGGGACGACGCUGGACUGGCAGGACCUACCUGUUUCCCAUCACGGACAAGCCAGAGGAGAUGAAGGUAGACCAGAACGCCAAGGAGGUGAUCCAUGAGAAGGCGAAGAAUAUGGUCGUGGAGCAGGUGCGGGAGACCCUUGGGGACAAUGGGAAAGACCAGCCGUCAAUGGAUGACAUCGAGAGCGAGAAGGUAGAGAACGCGAAACAGACAACUGCAGGAGGAGCAGAUCUCAAAAGACGGAUCGUCGAGAAGAGAACAGUCAAGACCGACUUGUUCGAAAAGACGAAGAGGAGGGUCAGGAUGUGGACCAACUUCGGACCAGCACUGAGGAGCUACAGUGCCUUCUUCAACGACAAGAUCGCGGACGGUGACCAGAUGGACUGGGGCAAGCUCGACUGGGAGGACCUGGAGAUCCCGACGGGGACCGACUACAUCGAGGUAGCGUUCGAGGCGUUCGACGCGAACAGCAUGAACAAGUUCACGAGGCAGCCGGGGCAGUACAUCACCAAGGCGAUGAAGAAAGGAAGGUCUGAGGCAAGUGUCAAGCACAUGACCGACGAGCAGAAGAGUCUGAUGAAGGGGGCGAAGCUGGUCGAGGUGAGAGACUGGAUCGCCAACGACGUGCUGGAGAGGUUACCGUCACACAUCAAGCCGAAGUCGUCGGACGUCCUGAAGACGCGCCGGGUGCUCACCUGGAAGAAGGACGAAGCGGCAGGAAAAGGGAUGCCAGACGACAAGCCGACCUACAUCGAGGCCAACGAUGAGCUGGCGGAGGAGUUCGGAGUACCUGGAGGGACAGCGGUGAGACUAAAGAAGGCAGUGUACGGACUAUGUCAAGCACCAAAGUCGUGGUACGAUAGCGUGGACACCCUGAUGGAGCAGCUCGGUGGACAACGAUGCGUGUCGGACCCGUGCGUCUGGGUUUUCAGCGACGAGAACAACAACGUGUUCGGGGUAGUUGGCGCACACGUGGACGACUUCCUGAUCGCCGGAGAUGGUGGAGUUCGAUGGCGAGAGAUCGAGGUGAAGCUGCAGAAGGCGUUCCGCUGGACUCCAUGGGAGAAAGGAAGCUUCAAGCAGACCGGACUGUCGGUCAUGCAGACGGCCAGCAGCGGGAUCACCAUACACCAGAAGGAGUUCAUCGACAACAUCACCGAGAUCAACAUCGGACAGGAGCGUCGCAAACAACGGGACCAUAAGCUGACGGAUAAGGAGAUGACGAUGCUUCGGGGGGCACUAGGCGAGAUCCAGUGGGUGGCGACGCAGACGAUGCCGAAAUAUCAGGCGCAGUGCUCAAUGCAUCAGAGCAGUGGACCGACGGCGACAGUGGAGACGCUCUUCGGGAUCAACAAGCUGAUCAGACAGAUGAAGAACGAUCACGGCUACAAGCUGAAGUUCGAGAGUUUCGAGGGAGAAGGAGUGGUCGUAGGCUGGAGUGAUGCAGCCUGGGCGAAUCGACCAGACGGGCUCUCGACAGGAGGAUGUGUGAUCGGGAUUGCGCCAGCGGACAUCCUGAACGGCAAGCGGGCCCCAGUUGGCUGGGUUUCGCAUCGCAGUGGUAAGCUACAGCGCGUGGCCAGGAGUUCGUUGGCGGCCGAGGUUCAGGCGCUGACAGUGACAGAGGACGAGCUUUUCAUGGUGAGAAUGAUGUGGGCCGAGCUGAACGGUUUUGUUUCGGACGUGGCCGUGGGAACCGCGAGCGAGAGCAAGACGGCAAAGCCGAUGCUGGAGGGCGUGAAGCAGGUGCGAUCGUGCCUGUGCGUGGACGCUCAGAGCAUCUACGACUGUCUGGCCAAGCAGGUGCAGAUGCAGAGCCUGGCUGAGAAGCGGGCGGCGCUCGAGCUGAUGGCCUUCGAGAAGUGCAUCAACGAGACAGAGUUGAUUGUGCGGUGGUGCCACUCCGAGGCCAACCUGGCCGACAGCUUGACAAAGACGACAGCUACAGGGCCCAUCGACCUGUACAUGAAGACGUGGAGCUGGGCACUGGUAGACGACGACGAGCAGCUCAGUGCCAAGAAGCGUAAGGGGCGCGGGAUGAGCAGGUUCGAGAACAACAAGGAUAUCUUUGGCCUCAUCAAGAUGGCAUUCAUGAAAGUGG
Messenger RNA from Prorocentrum cordatum, 4528 nucleotides. The record is from the annotation of a GenBank genome assembly. NCBI's taxonomy places the organism in Eukaryota, Dinophyceae, Prorocentrales, Prorocentraceae.